CUACCCAAAACAACAUCCAAUAAGAAACCAGAAGCUUACCACUAAAACUAAUAGUACUACUUUUAACCAAACAAAAAACUCUGCAAAUAUUUGCCGCUAUUUAUGGUUGCCGUUGCUCCGGUCGAAACAUUUUUCGACAUGCUACUUGUUAAACCCUACCGGAGGACCCUCCAUAGCUCAACCUCCGACACCCUUUUUGUCGAAAGAGCUGUAUCCAUUCUCAAACGCAACGACCCUAUUUCCUUGAACUCCAUUUCUUCCCAAUUUACCCCUCAAAAUGCUUCUUCCCUCCUUUUCCAAUGCCAGUUCGAUAAACCCCUCGUUCUAAAAUUCAUCAACUGGGCACGUAACCGCCAUUUCUUCAACCUUAAUUGCAAAUGUAUUUCCGCUCAUAUCCUUACUCGUUUCAAGCUCUACAAAACUGCACAAUCCCUUGCGGAGAAUGUGGCGAAAUUCGGCGAUAACAAGGAUAAUUCGGUCUUUUUCUGUCUCAGGGAUACUUACCAUUCUUGUAGGUCUAGUUCUGCUGUGUUUGACUUGAUGGUAAAAUCUUACUCUCACUUGAAAAUGAUUGAUAGAGCUAUGGAUAUAUUUGAAUUAGCUAAGUCUAAUGGGUUUAUGCUCAAUGUUUUGUCGUAUAAUUCGAUUCUUGAUGCGUUGAUCAGGAAUUCGUGUAAUGGGUCUUUUGAAUUAGCUCAAAAGUUUUAUGAUGAUAUGGUUAAAUUUGGGGUUUCACCUAAUGUGUAUACUUAUAAUAUUAUGAUCCGAGGGCAUUGUGGAAGAGGGGAUAUGCGAAAGGGUUUGGUUGUUUUCGAUGAAAUGGAAAAAAGUGGUUGCUUGCGAAAUGUGGUAACGUAUAACACUAUAAUAGGUGGUUAUUGUAAGAUAGGUAAGGUUGAUGAGGCAGUUGAAUUGUUGAAACUAAUGCAAGUGAGGAACUUGGAUCCGAGUGUGGUGACAUAUAAUGCUAUUAUUAAUGGGUUGUGUCGAGAAGGAAGGAUGGAAAAGACGUGUGAGAUUUUGGAAGAGAUGAGGGAAAAGGGUUUAAUGCCUGAUGAGGUGACGUAUAACACACUGGUAAAUGGCUAUUGUAGAGAGGGUAAUUUUCACCAAGCACUUGUUUUGCACUCGGAAAUGUUAAGGAAUGGGUUGUCUCCAGAUGUUGUAACUUAUACUUCUCUGAUUAAUAGCAUGUGCAAGACUGGGAAUUUGCACCGCGCAAUUGAAUUUUUUGAUCAAUUGCGUGCUAGGGGAUUAUAUCCCAACGACAGAACAUACACAACAUUGAUUGUUGGCUUUUCUCAGCAGGGUUUUAUGAAUGAGGCUUAUAAGCUUUUGAAUGAAAUGAUUUCAAACGGCUUUUCCCCUUCAAUUGUAACCUACAAUGCCUUAAUUAAUGGGCACUGUGCAGUGGGAAGGAUGGAAGAUGCUUUACGUGUGACUCAGGAGAUGGAACAGAGAAGACUGGUUCCAGAUGUUGUAACUUAUAGUUCAAUAGUAUCUGGGUUUUGUAGAAACCGUGAUAUGGAAAGAGCAUUCUCUGUUAAGCAACAGAUGGUUGAAAAAGGGGUUUUACCUGAUGUUAUUACUUAUUCAUCCCUUAUUCAAGGUCUUUGUGCGCAGCAAAGCCUAACUGAAGCUUGUGAACUUUUCCAAGAGAUGUUGAGAGAAGGUCUGCAACCUGAUAAGUUUACAUAUACUACACUUAUUGGUGCAUACUGUGCAAAUGGGGAUAUUAAGGGUGCUUUUCACCUGCAUCACGAAAUGAUCCAUAAGGGCUUCUUUCCUGAUGUCGUCACUUACAAUGUCCUAAUCAAUGGGCUUAACAAGCAAGCUCGCACUCCGGAAGCAAAGCGGCUUCUGUUCAAGUUGUUGUAUGAGCAAUCAGUGCCAAAUAGUGUCACUUAUGACAUGUUGAUAGAAAGUUGCAAAGAUCAUGAAUUUAAGAGUGCGUUAGAUCUUAUUAAAGGAUUCUGCAUGAAAGGUUUGUUGAAUGAAGCUGACCGAGUUUUUGAGUUGAUGCUGCAAAAACACAAGAAUAAGCCGAGUGAAGUAGCUUAUAACCUACUUAUACAUGGUCAUUCCAGGGGUGGGAAUUUGCAUAGAGCCUUGAAUCUUUACCGAGAAAUGGUUAGUCUUGGAUUUGUUCCUCAUACAGUAAGCAUUAUUGUGCUGAUGAAAGAACUUUUUAAAGAAGGGAUGAGUGAUGAAUUAAAUCAAUUAAUUCGAAGCACAUUGGAAACCUGUAAACUUGCUGAUGGUGAGGUAGCAAAAGUUAUUGUUGAGGUGAACUUCAAGGAGGGAAAUAUGGAUGCAGUAUUCAAUGCACUUACUGAUAUGGCCAAGGAUGGUCUGCUUCCAAAUAGUGGGAAAACCGCUUUUUGUUACAUGCCACAAUAAAGUACUUAUCAUCUAAAAUAAUCACACAACUGUUUCCAUGUAUGAGGUAGAGUACAUCAAGCAAGCAGGAAACUGAGUUGCAACAAAUUGUUUCCCCUCAUUUAGAUUUCUCAUGCAUAGUGAAUAUGGGAGAGCUAGAUUAUGAGCAACAUUCUUUUGAGAAGGUUAAAGUCCCACUUUGCUUGGAAAAUGUAUAACCUUCCACAUGCUAGAAGGUCAGAUAUUGAACUCCUUGUAUCUUUGGACUAAAUACAUACCUCAAUUUGUCAAUA
This is a messenger RNA of Capsicum annuum, 2672 nucleotides long. Its product is annotated as pentatricopeptide repeat-containing protein At5g39710-like. NCBI's taxonomy places the organism in Eukaryota, Viridiplantae, Streptophyta, Magnoliopsida, Solanales, Solanaceae. The record is from RefSeq and is a predicted model, not a curated record. Bases 103 to 2400 code for a protein of 765 amino acids. Gene Ontology annotation, molecular function: protein binding. The transcript has a single exon.